Molecule: messenger RNA, 4669 nt
Organism: Megalopta genalis
Lineage: Eukaryota; Metazoa; Arthropoda; Insecta; Hymenoptera; Halictidae
Gene: NAT1
Product: N-acetyltransferase 1
Cellular component (GO): eukaryotic translation initiation factor 4F complex
Molecular function (GO): translation initiation factor activity; mRNA binding; protein binding
Source: RefSeq, a predicted model, not a curated record
AUGCCUUCCAGGGACGAUAUUCGCUCCCUAUCCACUGAGCAACGCUGGAUCCCUCCUUCAACUGUUAGACGCGAUGCACGUACCCAAGAAAGCAGAAAUGAUCUCAUCUUUAGAAAGGUUCGGGGUAUUCUUAAUAAGCUUACGCCGGAAAAGUUCGCAAAGCUGAGCAACGACCUGCUCAACGUUGAGCUCAAUUCUGAUCUGAUUCUUAAAGGUGUUAUUUUCUUGAUCUUUGAAAAAGCGCUUGAUGAACCUAAGUACAGUUCUAUGUACGCACAGCUGUGCAAACGGCUGUCAGACGAAGCUGCAAACUUUGAACCUCGAAAAGCUCUUAUCGAAAGUCAAAAAGGCCAAAGCACGUUCACGUUUCUACUCCUUAACAAGUGCAGAGACGAAUUUGAGAAUCGUUCGAAAGCUAGCGAAGCAUUCGAGAGCCAGGAUGAACUCGCCCCGGAGGAAGAGGAACGCCGACAGGUGGCCAAGCGAAAGAUGCUCGGCAACAUUAAAUUCAUCGGAGAACUUGGUAAGCUUGGGAUCGUGUCGGAACCGAUAUUACAUCGCUGCAUCCAGCAAUUACUCGAGAAGAAAAGACGAGGGGGAUCCCGGGGGGACACCGCCGAGGAUAUCGAGUGUCUCUGCCAGAUCAUGCGUACCUGCGGCCGUAUCCUUGACUCGGAUAAAGGUCGCGGACUCAUGGAUCAAUAUUUUCGACGUAUGAAGUCACUGGCAGAGAGCAGCGAUCUUCCUCUACGCAUCAAGUUUAUGCUGCGUGAUGUCAUUGAACUACGCCGCGAUGGAUGGGUACCACGCAAGGCAACUAGCACCGAAGGUCCAAUGCCUAUCAAUCAGAUCCGCAGUGAUAAUGAUGAGUUUUUGAGAGGUAAUGGCUUCCAUAGACGAGAGGAUCGCCUCGGACCGGAGUUCUUAAGAAAGAUGGGACGCGGCGGAUUAGACAUGGACAUGAUGGGAAGUAUUCCGCUGACUUCACCGUCGUUUGGCAUGUCAUCUCCAUUCAGCCCGAACGGAUUCUCAGGAAGUUCCGGGGUCGCUUAUGGUCGUCACAAUCAACGUAACCAGCCGGGUUACUAUCAGAACCAGAAUCGUCACCAGAAUAACUAUCAAGGGAAACAUAAUCAACAGCAACACAACUCGCAGCAAAACUUUAACAACAACAGCAAUAAAGAACAAUUACGCUUCAACAAGAACAAGAUGUUGAUCGGACAUCCAGAAGAGGUGUCACUUAGACCAUCAGCUAAUUCUAUGAUGUUCAAACAAACCAACAUCAAUCCUAAUCUACCUCUGAACAGUGAUCUGUUCCCAGGAAGAGCAUCAGAAUUGCCUCUGUUACGUACUAACCCACUGAAGCCCAACUCGCCACUAUUGCACAAGGAAUUGCCGCCAGCGAUCGUGAUCAAGCAAGGUCCAGUGGACAAACGGGAGAAAGCCAGGGACAGAAAGGAUAAAGGAAUUUCUAGGGAGGAGAUAUUGAAGAAGGUGAACGCGUUGAUGGACGAUCUUGCGACACACGGAAACAUACAGGAUGUGGUCACGACUUUCCAAGAUCUUAAGAUACCAGAACGAUUGUUGCGUCAUGCUGUGUACACUUUGCAUUCGAAUACGCUGGACCGUGGUGACACUGAACGCGAGCUCGCUGCCAAGUUCGUGGUCGAGCUGGAGAAAGCGGAAGCGGUGACCGCGCAGCAGAUACACGAGGGCUGGAAAGAGUUAGUGUCGAAUAUACCAGAAAAAGAGAGUACCGUGCCUUGUGUAGCGUCUCACGUAGCCUACCUAACAGCCAAGGCUAUCGUCGAUAAUCUAAUCCAGUUGUCUGACCUGGUCGCCGUCACCGAGAACGGCCAGCACCACCCGUUGUUUUUACUUACUCUUCAACAGUUGCAUAAGAGCCAGGGUAAAGCGAGGCUCACGCAGAUCUUCAACGAGAGCAAAGUGAAUCUGAUCAGCCAGCUACCGGAGGCGGAUAAGACAAAGGAGAGGCUGGCAGAGAUCCUCGAGGACCGAGAGUUGACCUUCCUUUAUCCGCUCCUUAAGAUCCAAGGAGACAUCUGGCGCCAACUGGAAAACGAUCCGAACCCGAAUACUCUUUACAAAUGGAUCAAGGAGAAGCUAGAACCCUCGCAUCACACCGAUUCCGAAUUCAUUAACGCUCUAAUGAACGUUCUUCUCAAGUACAUUACGCAGGAAACAAUAUUGGCACCUGGCGUUGAUCCAUCUAACGUAGGCAAAGCAGCGAUAGAUAAGGAAAAGGCAUUACUGGAAAAAUACGCACGCCUGAUGCGCUCGCUCUUUGUCGAUAUAGAGUCUCAAAUGACAGCUCUCCAUGCGCUUCAAACAUUUUGGUUCUCGCACAAUUUUCCAAAAGGGAUGCUACUACGAUGGUUCGAUGGGCUUUACCGGCUAGAAGUGAUCGAGGAGGAUGCCUACUUCAAGUGGAAGGAGUGUGUCACCGACGCUUAUCCGGGGAAAGGGAAAGCACUGUUCGAGGUGAACAAUUGGUUAACGUGGCUAGACACCGCGUCCACAGAGGAGGAAAGCGACGAUCAUAACGACGAUGACGACAACAACAAAAACUACCGGAUGCAAAAGCUCUGAGAUGGGAAACUACGCUGUUCAGGCUACCACUACCUAUAAUUUGGAAUAGGGUUUUACUAUUUAUAAUUACUGAGCCAGGCGGUUUCAGUUCACUGCUAAUUGAGUUCUCUCUCCAUCCAAUGCCACAAACGUCUUGUUAGUCUGUGUGUCAAACCCUCGCGCAAACAAAUAAAGAAGAGGAGGAGAAAUAAGGAAGAGAAGGAGGAUGAAGAGGGCAGGACUGUUUUACAAUCAAAAUGUCCAACAGAGAGAGAGGAGGAGCCGGGGCAAUUAGUUUAUGAUUUCUUUUGUUCGCAGCCAAUCGAGUGGUUUGCCGACAGACUUGAAUCGAAGCAAGAAUGUUUUAGAAUGUUUUUAGAUAAUUGAAUAUUCAUAUACAUACAUACAUACACACAGAAAUCAUAUAUAUGUGUGAUAUAUAUGAUUUAUAAUCAUAUCGGGCCAGCAGAUACCUACAUAUACACACACACGUACACACACGGGCGAGUACGCGACGCCCGCACGCGUGCACGCCGCUGUAUGAACAUCGGUGCAAUUCAAAAAAAUGAAAACUAGAAAGAAAAAAUAUGAAUUUAGUCUGGUGAAUUUGUGUUGUCGAAGUUUUUCUCUAGUAUUGUGCAUGUGUCACGUUUUUGUACGUCUUUUUGUCUGCGGCACCAGUGAGUCGCUUGUUAUCUCUGUGUACCAGCUUUUACAUUUAUUAUGAAGAAUUAUUAUUAUUAUUAUCUCUUAUUAUUAUUAACUAUUAUUAUUAUUAUUAUCGCUACUAUAUAAUUGAUCGCCAACAAUCGAAAGAAUACAUCAUCUUACCUUCCAACAAAAAGAAAACGACAAAAAAAAGCUAAUAAAUAGGGGAGGAAAAACGAUUCGAUCAGAACGAAAAAAAAAAGAAUGUGAAAUGAACAGGACUCAGAAAUAAUAGUAUAUAUACGUGCAUAUAUAUACGUACAUACAUAUAUAUAAUAAUAAUAAUAAUAUGCGAAGCGUGUGAUCAUCGAGUUAUUCUCUUCGAAGUUAAAGAAACAAGCAAAAAAAAAUACAAAAAUGGAUUUGUAGAUAUUGGAAUCGAAAAAGAAAACUGGAAAAUGAACAAAAAAAUGGAUUAAUAACGCUGAGUCGCGAAGCUCUUAAAUAACGCCAAUCGAAAACAAAAAAACAAUACCAUUUUCUUCUUUGCCAAUGCGCGCGUAUUACUUACUUGCUCCAUCGAUUUUCGAAGGGAAAGAAAUAAAAUAGGCGAAUUUAAUGACCGUUGAUUAACAACCAGCAGUCACAACAUCAUAGAAAAGAAGAGCUCGCUUGACGCGUGGCUAACGGAGAAAAAAAAGAGUAUAAUGAUAAUGAAAUGAAAAAACGAUGAACGUUUAGCGACACGACUUUAACAAUCGUAUUUAAAUGAAGAAAAACGGAAUAAACGUACCUUGGUGUAAUUUAUUACAGAUGGCCCCCUGGUUGUUCUGUCGAUGACCAUAGCCACACACUCUUUACCUUCUCAUCUCCUGUAGUUGUUCUCCUUAGAAGAUUCUAUUCGCCGAUAUUGUCACGAUCAUAUUCUUUUCUUUAUCGGUAGACUGCGGAUCUUUAUGCGAACCUGAAAUUAUCCUGCAUCGAUUGCGAGAAAUAAAUGUAAAAUAGAACGAUUUUUCGUUUCUUCUCAACAAAUUUAAACACUGAAGGAACGAGAAAACACAGUGACUCAGAUUUGUUCACAGAGACAUGUUACAUUUAUUUGAUCAAGAAUUGUAUAUAAAAUUUCAAAUUUUGUGUUAGGAUUAAUGUAAAAUGCACCACAAAGGGAUGUCAAAGUGGGAAGCGACGAAAAUAAAUGUAUAGGUGUUUGACAAAAAUUUGUAUACUGAGUUUUUAUUUGAAAAGUAUGUGAACAGAUGUAGAGUUACUGUGUAUGCGGACAUUCUGUUAUUUAAAUGAUUAUAAAUUGUUGGCGAUUUUAAGAAUUAGAUGCAGUUAAUGCAUAAAAUCCGCAGUUUAUUGAUAAGCGUAUGCGUGGAAACCUUCAGGCCGACACGACACUGUUCACAGCGUUCAAAGAAACAUAAAA